This is a messenger RNA of Dentiscutata heterogama, 411 nucleotides long. The record is from the annotation of a GenBank genome assembly. Lineage: Eukaryota; Fungi; Glomeromycota; Glomeromycetes; Diversisporales; Gigasporaceae.
AUGCUUAAUGAAAAUGAAAAUAUUUCACAAAGUGUUUCAACAAAGAAAGACGUGGACAAGCAAAAUCAUACAAAACUUAUUAUUGAUCGAAUAAACGGAACUUUACUAUCAAUUCUUGCUACAAAUACUCCAACUACAAAUAGCUUCGAUUGGCCAGUUGUUCUAACUAAUUUUAGAAAGAAAAAGAAUCAGAUUCAACAUGAUUUAGGAUGGGAAGAAUUUUUUUUAAGAAUCAAUCAUUCUAAAAUGAUAUAUUUGAAAACUGCAGAAAUGGAUGAAAAGAAAAGAAAGAAGGCGAUUAAUGAACUAAUCAAGCAACCAAUUCUUUCAAAGAGCAAAGCUAACACAUAUAAUGGAAAUGAGUUUUCACAAUGGAAGAAGUUUCAUCAAUUAAGUGUUUUAUUUUUUUGA